Molecule: messenger RNA, 732 nt
Organism: Penicillium nucicola
Lineage: Eukaryota; Fungi; Ascomycota; Eurotiomycetes; Eurotiales; Aspergillaceae
Product: mitochondrial 54S ribosomal protein mL54
Exons: 2
Coding region: 1-732 (243 amino acids)
Cellular component (GO): mitochondrial large ribosomal subunit
Molecular function (GO): structural constituent of ribosome
Source: RefSeq, a predicted model, not a curated record
AUGAUCUGCAAAAGCUGCCGCUCAACUUUGCUGUCCCGGCUCAACCAGCCCGUUGUGACUCGGACAACCUCGACAUGCGCGCGCCAAUUACCUAUUGCUCGCACUCAAUUCCGGUCAUACAGCAGUGACAACAAUGCCUCCGUUGCUGCUACUCCUUCUCCACCAGCUCCCCGCCAGCCCACGGUCGGCGACCUCUCUACCCCGUCCGCCAUUUCCUCCGCAACCCCAGGCGUCUCCCAGCCAUUGAGCACCCCCGAAGGCGUUCACGUCGAUGUGAACCCCGGUGCCUCUACAAAACCCACUGCUGUUCGCCCACCCAGCAGCUGCCCGGCCGGCACUAAGCUGAACGGACUCAACUACUUCAAAAACAAGCCAGACGUUUUCGCCAAGGACGAUUCCGAGUACCCGGACUGGCUUUGGGGUCUCCUUGGCGAUGGUGCCAAAGACGCCAAGUCCAAGAAGGGUGGCGUUGACCCAAGCACCUUGAACAAGAAGCAACGAAAGCGCUACGAAAAGAAGAUUGCAGCUCGCACUGGUCCUCUCGCUGCUACGGUCCCUGCUCACCACCACGCCCACGAUAUCACCCCCGCUUCUUACAACCGCGACGGUGCCUCAACAGACGCUAUGGCCGAUGCUACUGCAGGUCACGAUCAGCGCUCAGAGGUCAUCAAGAGUGCCCGUGAGGCCAGACGGAAGGCCAUUAAGGAAUCUAACUUCCUGCGUGGUCUGUAA